Metschnikowia bicuspidata var. bicuspidata NRRL YB-4993 is the source of this 922-nucleotide messenger RNA. RefSeq lists its product as uncharacterized. Bases 235 to 855 code for a protein of 206 amino acids. The transcript has a single exon. The record is from RefSeq and is a predicted model, not a curated record. Lineage: Eukaryota; Fungi; Ascomycota; Pichiomycetes; Serinales; Metschnikowiaceae.
UGGAUCUAAGCCGCGAAAAAGCGAGAGAAAAAAUAAAAAAUGUCGAGACGUGUCGGGCGCAGCACCAAUUUGCAAUUUGCCGGGCUUCGGGCACUCGGCAGUCAGAACCGGGAAAAGUUGUGUGGUUCGGCAAGAACGUGUUUUGGACGUUAGCCUGCGUCGCCCGACUGGGCCCCCGGCGGGGCGCUUUUGGAAUUAUGCAAAACACAAUGGCCUUCUCAAAGCCUCAGGGACAUGGACCCGCAGGUCGCGUCUUGCACCGAGCGUGGACACGAGAAAAAGGGGACGGAACAAACCCGGGAAAGAAGAACGCACGGAAUGCAAACAGCACAUUUCCUGGAAAACAAGGCGCAUGCACUCCGAAGGCCUGGGGCCGUUUGGCCUCGUGUCUUUUUGCACGUGAUGGGUCCAGCGGUCUUGUCGAAAUGGCCACGUCUGCGAGAAGCUCUGCAUCAGGGCUUGGGCCACUCGGCUAAUACCAGGCGCCGUGAAACCUGGCUGCUUGCCGAUGGCAAAAUUAGUCGACAAUACCUCCAGGCGAAAACAGAGAAAACGCCACAUGUGGGCGUGUUCUGUAUGGAUGGCAUUUUCUACGAGCGGCGCCUUUUCUACUGCCGGGGCUUUGGAAAGUCCAGGGUGCCAAGGCCAUGGGGCCAGUGUAUCCAGUAUUGGGCUUCCGGUAGGGGCCUGUUUCAUAUCAAAGGCGCACCCGCACCCACGAACGCCGCGGCGCAACAGGCGCGGCCUGCAUGGCUCGUUUGGUCCCACGGGCCCAGCACUGCGGAGGACGCACCAUGGAUCCGGAUGUCCGUGCAAACAAUAAUGGCGUUUCACUCACCUCCAGUAUGUAGCUGAGACGGCCCCCUCGACCUCGUUUUUCUCAAAGGGCGAUGGCCGAUUUGCUGAAAAUUGCGUGCAGGAC